This is a messenger RNA of Owenia fusiformis, 2207 nucleotides long. Lineage: Eukaryota; Metazoa; Annelida; Polychaeta; Sabellida; Oweniidae. The record is from the annotation of a GenBank genome assembly.
GCGAAAUUUUGUAAAAAAAAUGGAUAACAAAAAUUCGGGUGACACUGAUGAAAAUAAAGAUGACAUUUCGAAUGUCAUGGGAUUUGGAUCAUUUGGAGGUGGUAAGAAAGCCAAACAGUUUGAUUUCAUGGCAAUGUUUGAACAGACACGACAGACUGCAAUGGACAGAAGUCAAAAAGUGCUAGAAGAUAGAGUAAAAGAUACAAAAAUUGAUGACCGACCUCAUAGCUCUGGUAACACUAUAAAAGGUCCACAGCCACUAAAAAAUAAACAGACUGAUUCAGAAUCAGAGGAUGAUGAUGACGAUGAUGUCAUAGGUCCACCGAUACCAGGCUCAAUGAAAACAUCAGCAGAGCAAGAUGAAGAUGAAGUCAUUGGACCUCCUAUCCCUACAGCAACUGCUGCAAAUGAUGAUGAUGAUGAAGAUGAGCCUGAAGAAGAAGAAGAGGUACCAUGGAACAAAAUACCAAGCAGUCAUGAAAUUGAAUUAAGACAUGGAAGUAAAACAGUGUCUGCACUUACGCUAGAUCCAUCUGGGGCUCGCUUGGUGACUGGAGGUUACGAUUAUGAUAUGAAAUUUUGGGAUUUCGCAGGAAUGGAUUCUUCAUUGAGGUCAUUUAGGAACCUCCGACCAUGUCAAAGUCAUCCAAUCAGGUCCUUGGCUUACAAUGCAUCUGGGGAAUAUAUUCUGAUAGUUGCUGGCAACUCUCAAGCAAAGGUUAUCACCCGAGAUGGCCAUGAUGUCAUGGAAUGCCCCAAAGGUGACCAAUAUAUGAAUGAUAUGGCCAAAACUAAGGGACAUAUCGCAAUGUUGAACGGUGGGUGCUGGAACCCUAAGAACAGACAUGAGUUCAUCACAUGCUCUAAUGAUGGCUCAGUGAGAAUAUGGGAUACGACAUGCGACAAGAAACACAAGAAUAUAAUGAAACCUCGUUCUAAACUUGGAAGAAAGGCCACCCCUACAGCAUGUGUAUACAGUACUGAUGGGAAACUCAUCGCAACAGCCUGUCAAGAUGGAUCCAUACAUGUGUUUGAAAAUAAAAAAUACAUUGUUGGUAAUCCAGCAAUGUUGACAAGAGGUGCUCAUCAAGAAGGCUCAGAUGUUUCAGGCAUGGCCUUCUCUUAUGAUGGAACCACUUUAGCCACCAGGGGAGGUGAUGAUACUGUUAAAUUAUGGGAUAUAAGAAACUUUAAGAAGCCAAUAAAUGUCGCAGAGGGAUUGACAAAUUACUUUCCUGUCACUGAUGUGAUCUUCAGCCCCGAUGACAAGAUGGUCAUCACUGGUGUGUCUGUUAAAAAGAAUGAAGGAAAGGGAAAACUAGUAUUUAUGGAGAGGAAUACCUUGCAGGUUGUACGGGAGAUGACCGUGUCAGAUUCUAGUGUAGUUAGAUGUCUUUGGCAUCCUAAACUCAACCAGAUUGUGUGUGGCUGCAGUGAUGGUGUAGCAAAACUUUACUAUGAUCCAGAUAAAAGUGUCCGUGGUGCCAAACUUUGUGUGUUUAAAAAGAAAAAACGUGAAGAGGGGUCUGAUUUUAUCUCAUCAACACAUAUUAUCACACCUCAUGCACUCCCAAUGUUCAGGACAGACAGAGAGAAGAGUACCUGGAAACAAGAUCUGAAGGCGCGUAUGGACCCCACAAAAUCUAAGAGACCAGAUUUACCUGUCUCUGGGCCAGGACAAGGUGGAAGAAUUGCUGCAAAAGGUGGUACAUUAUCUCAGUACAUCGCACAAUCAAUCGCAAAAAGUGUUCCUGAUGAUAGAGACAAAGAUCCCCGGGCAGCCAUCUUGAGACAUGCAGAGGCUGCAGAGAGUGACCCCUAUUGGAUAACACCAGCUUAUAAAAAGGACCAACCAUACGCAACAUUUCAGAAGGAAGAGGAAGAAGAAGAGGAAAAUGAUGGCCCACUUUGGAAGAAACCUAAACUUAAAUAAUAUCAUAGUUAAAAAAUAUCAUGAAUAUAGUUAUUUUAAAUAGUACUAUUGACCAAUUUAGUAUGGACAAUAUCACAUUUCAAUUACAUGUACUAGUAAACCUAGUACAUGUAUGUAAUUUUCUGAGACUAUAGUAAGUAAAUGUGCUAUCUGACAAUUCAAGGGACUCGCCUAUAGAGAUAAAGAUAAUUCCUUGAGACUUUUAUUUUGAUACUACAUAAAGAUGCACUGUAUGAGAAACUGUCUACAGUAUUCACAAUUUUUUAAAAAAAUA